Molecule: messenger RNA, 1704 nt
Organism: Culex pipiens pallens (northern house mosquito)
Lineage: Eukaryota; Metazoa; Arthropoda; Insecta; Diptera; Culicidae
Exons: 3
Coding region: 327-770 (147 amino acids)
Source: RefSeq, a predicted model, not a curated record
UAACUCUUAAAACCGGCUAUAACUCUGGUUUUGCCCAUACAACGAGCUGUCAAAUUAAAACUGGUUUUAAAAGUUAUAACCAAGUUAUAACUGCUCGAAAAGGGAACUCGAGUACUUGAAAACUCAUAGUAGCCUUUGGAAACAUUUGCAAAACGUCCGACAUUGACAGAAACAACAAUUUUUUUCUGUUUCUUCGCUAAAAUACGCCAGCGUUUCGGGACUUCCCAGUGCCAUUGGGGAGGACAGAGCGCCGUAGCAAGGAACUUGGUAUCGAAAGAAUUGGAUUUCACCUUGGAAUUCAUUGCCCGCGGAUCCAGUGCCGCCCAAUGCCCAACAACCUGAGCGGACAUACACUUGGACGUGUUCAAGAUGUGUUCCAGUAUGAAUCUGAUUUCGCAAUUCGCUCGGUGCUUGUCGUAGAACUGAACUGUUUUUCCAAAGUCUUGCGGGAAAGUGGCCUAGAUCUCGGAGCACUUGCCAAACCCCGGAUUCAUCGGAUGCAGAUCCGUCACCACGCGCGGUCCAAUGAUCCGAGGAUUUGGCGCGUCCUGGCGGGAACGACUGGCUCACGUGCUUUAGCGGGGCAUGCUACGGACUCGAUGCUCUGCUGCUGUUGCUGGAGACUCGCAGUGCUGCUGCUGUUCCUCGGCGGAUGGACGCUGGCGCAGACUACGCUCCUGGCCGAUUCUCGCGAUCAAGUGUGCUGCUUUUGGUCAAACUCUGCCCGUGUGCAGAACUCCUACGCUGGUGGUACUUCGCUGGGUUACUGACGAACGUCGAUGGUGUUCCAGUGGCUCAAGAUCAAAAAGAUCUCGACGGACGAUACCACGUGGCCGUGGGGACGACACAGCGGAUCAGCGAGGCAGGUUUCUCGUCGACGUUCGCGUCCUAUGGCUUGGAGGGGACGGUGUGGCGUCCAAAAGUGACGGCCAGCUUUUAUGUAAUAUGUUCUCUACGUUCCAGUUUCGUUGAUGUUCUUUUAAAAUUCUAUAAUAAAAGAUUAUGCUAUUGGGGAGGGGGGGGGGGGUGGUCUGGAGGAGGGGGGAUUCUAAGAUGAACAAUUUUGCAAUGCUGUUUAGGGUGGCCUCGCCUCGAGCCACACUUUGCAGGAGCGCGGUCGACUCCUCCUGGCGAUUGUUGAUCACGGUCGUACUGCUGGUGAGGUGCAUUAUCUUGCCAAGAUCUCGCAAGCGUCCAUUCGCAUCAUCCUCAAGGAUUUUUUGGUUUGGCGCAGUACAUCGAUGGACACCCCGAUCGGGGUUAGGGAAUAUAGCGGUCUUCCGGUAAUCCUAAAAAAUUAGAAAGGCAAUUCUAAUUUACUUUAAGCACAUAGUUCGUUUCAUUGAUUCUUGGCUAUUUCCAGCCGGUAGAGUCGACGUAGAACACGUGUUUGUUGUUGUCUCACGCGCCCCACAUCCUAUGUAGAUGCUCUCAGCGAUGUUCUGCGAUGGACUUGGAAUCUAGCUCUAGCAGACCAAAAAUCUUGAGUAAAAUCCAUGACGGAACCAGGUACUUAAUAAAUUUACCGCGUGGAAAAUUACAAAUAAUGAAAAUGACGCCUUUGCGCAAUCCCGCGAAAAAAAUCGCACUUGGUUCAGUGCGUUCUGCAUAAGCUAACAUGCCCGGCUUUCGGAGAUUCUUCCGGCGUUAACAAUCUGAUCGUAUCAUGGACUUAUGGAAAGUUUGUACCCCUUUCCCCCUUUU